AUGGAGGAAGGCACGAGAACAAAGAAGACUAUCUUCGUAGGCGGCUUAGGUGACGAUGUUGACGAAGCUGUCCUCGUCGAGACAUUUGCAACCUUCGGGGAUGUCAUAGAGGUGCAGCUGCCGCAGGCAGCUACGAAUCAGUACCAGCAAGCAGAGGCCAAGCAUCGGGGGUUCGGUUUCAUCACAUACUCGUCGGCGGAGGACGCGCAGGAUGCCAUCGAUAACAUGGACAUGAACGAGCUUCGCGGGAGGGUGCUUAAGGUCAACCUUGCGCGGCCGAUGAAGGGUCUCCAGCAGCCGCAAAACAGAGCCAUCUGGGAAUCAGAAGAAUGGCUCAAACAUUAUGCAAAACCCUUGGCCGAGAGUGGUGGUACGACGCAGUCGUCUGAUUUUUAA
This is a messenger RNA of Gloeophyllum trabeum ATCC 11539, 396 nucleotides long. RefSeq lists its product as uncharacterized. The transcript is spliced from 4 exons. The coding region runs from base 1 to 396 and encodes 131 amino acids. Gene Ontology annotation, molecular function: RNA binding. The record is from RefSeq and is a predicted model, not a curated record. NCBI's taxonomy places the organism in Eukaryota, Fungi, Basidiomycota, Agaricomycetes, Gloeophyllales, Gloeophyllaceae.